This is a messenger RNA of Hydatigera taeniaeformis, 1185 nucleotides long. Lineage: Eukaryota; Metazoa; Platyhelminthes; Cestoda; Cyclophyllidea; Taeniidae. The record is from the annotation of a GenBank genome assembly.
AUGAGCUAUCCACCGGGUUCCCUUCGCUCAUGUCACGAAGCUGAUGGCCGCAGCGAUCGAUCUGGUGGUUCUGGUGGAACUGGAAGCGGAAGUGGCUGUGGAAAUAUCUACGGGAGUCUCUACGGCGCCUUCAGUGACUGUAAAUGGCAUCACCAAGCCCAACAACAGCAACAACAACAACAACAGCCGCAUCACCAGACUCAAAAGUCACAACAGCAGCUGGGUCAGGCCCAGUCCACGUGGCAAAAGUGGGCCGCCAGUUUCGACGCUUUAUUAAGCGAUGGGGAAGGAGUGGCCCUAUUCAAAUCCUACCUCGAAUCGGAGGGUUGUGGAAACCUCCUUGAUUUCUGGUUUGCGAUUCAGGGCUUCCGCAGCAAAGUUGACCCUUCUGACCGUAAAAAGAUCCUACAACUCAUCAAGGUCAUUUACCAAACUUACAUCCGCGGUUCCGCUUCUUCUACUUCCGUAUCUGCUUCAUCCUCGGCGAGCGGAGUUCCGCCUCCUUCUGCCACCGUGACUCGUAGCCGACGCAAUCAUACCCCCGUCCGUUUGCGACCUGAAACUCGCCGUACAAUCGCGGAUCGUUUAGCGCACAAGAGUUCUCUGGAUCAAACUGUCUUUGAUGAAGCUCAGGCUGAAGUUGGUCAUCUUCUUCGCACCUCUGCGUAUCAAGCCUUCCUCAAAUCCGAAGCUUUCAUCGCACACAUUCAACAGGAUGGUCUGGGUCCAAAGCCUGCUCUGCUGUGCUCGGAGGAUGAAUUCACUCGUCAUACCGCUUAUCUACCCACUGUGGAGGAGGAUCGAGAGUUGGGACAGGCACAGCUGCCCCUGAGAGGUAGUUCUACACCGGCCACCUACCAUUAUUUUUGUGGGCCCCCAAUGCUACAACAACAAUGUGCAUGUCAGAGCGGAAAUCCCUGGGGAGUGACCUACUAUCCUCCACCCACUCCACAAACCUGUUAUCCUCCAGCACCACUAACACAGGAGAAUAUCCAAAUGACGCGUUUUCAGAGAGCUGAACUGCCUGUGCCUCAACACCUCGCCUGCUGCCCUCACUGCCAGACGCCAUUUCCUCAACAGCAGCAAAUUCCGGGACCUAGCAAUCCCCUAUCACCAGCACAGCAUAAGUCCAUGGGGAGGAUGAGUGGAGCUGGACAGAGGAAGUGGAUGGAUGCGGUUUGGUGA